CAGACUAUACGACGGGCUCGGAUACAUCGGAAUGGACUCGGAAACGCUAGAACCGACGCUGCAGAACGUGCUCGACCAGAAGACGUUGAAGUGGAUAUUUUGCGGAGGGAAGGGCGGUGUAGGCAAGACGACCACCUCGUGUUCGCUUGCGAUCCAGCUAGCGCAAUGUCGGGAAUCCGUACUUCUCAUUUCAACGGACCCAGCACACAAUCUCUCCGACGCAUUCGGCCAAAAGUUCUCCAAGGACGCGACUAAAGUGAAUGGCUUUGAUAACUUGUAUGCAAUGGAGAUCGACCCGUCCAGCGCGAUCCAGGAGAUGGUGGAGCAAUCGGACAAUAACGGGAUGAUGGGAAGUAUGAUGCAGGACCUCGCUUUUGCCAUACCGGGUGUGGACGAGGCGAUGAGUUUUGCGGAAAUCAUGAAGCAUGUGAAGUCAAUGGAAUACUCCGUCAUAGUAUUCGACACCGCGCCGACGGGACACACCCUUCGCUUCCUCUCCUUCCCCACCGUGCUCGAGAAGGCACUCGGCAAGCUGAGCACGCUCAGCGGGCGGAUAGGGCCCAUGCUUAAUCAGAUGUCAAGUCUGAUGGGAGGUGGGGCGAACUCGACGGAGGACAUGUUCUCGAAGCUCGAGAGUAUGCGCGCGGUGAUCACGGAGGUGAACACCCAGUUCAAGGACCCGGAAAAAACUACGUUCGUAUGCGUGUGCAUAUCCGAAUUCCUCUCGCUGUACGAGACGGAGCGGCUCGUACAGGAGCUCACCGCAUAUGAGAUCGACACACAUAAUAUUGUCGUGAACCAGCUUCUGUUCCCUAAGAAGAGCUCCAACUGCGAGCACUGUCGCGUGCGGCACAAGAUGCAGCAAAAGUACCUCAACGAGGCACACGAGCUGUACGACGAGUUCUUCCAUAUCGUGCAGCUGCCGCUGCUCACGGAGGAGGUGCGCGGUCCGGAGAAGCUAAAGGAGUUCAGUAAGAUGCUUGUGGAGCCAUACCAACCGGAUCUGGACGAUUAGCUAUAGGAUCUGCGGUAUUACUAGUAGUAGGAGCCCUACUUAGGGAGGUGUGCAUUUGCUACUGUAGUGCUUUUGUUUUUUUGGCGGUCCGUAUGGAUACUGGGGGUUAGCUAGUACCUCGCACCUCCUCUUAGUUCUCUAGAUCGUCGACGCGCGGGAAGGGUAUACUGCUACCAAUAGGUCCAAAAAGAAGAGCU
This is a messenger RNA of Gloeophyllum trabeum ATCC 11539, 1212 nucleotides long. Its product is annotated as anion-transporting ATPase. NCBI's taxonomy places the organism in Eukaryota, Fungi, Basidiomycota, Agaricomycetes, Gloeophyllales, Gloeophyllaceae. The transcript has 9 exons. The coding region runs from base 32 to 1015 and encodes 327 amino acids. Gene Ontology annotation, cellular component: GET complex. Gene Ontology annotation, biological process: post-translational protein targeting to endoplasmic reticulum membrane. The record is from RefSeq and is a predicted model, not a curated record. Gene Ontology annotation, molecular function: ATP binding; ATP hydrolysis activity.